Messenger RNA from Lymnaea stagnalis (great pond snail), 9786 nucleotides. The record is from the annotation of a GenBank genome assembly. NCBI's taxonomy places the organism in Eukaryota, Metazoa, Mollusca, Gastropoda, Lymnaeidae.
UAAAAAUUCAUGUCUGAUCUUGUGCAUGCAUCAUAUCUAUUUUUAACAAGUUAAACAACAACAACCUGGAAAUAUAUAUAGCACAUUACAAAAAUCGGAGGAUGAAACUUACUGCUUAGCAAGUAGGCAUAUAUAAGAUAAAGAUUUUAAAGAUCACACAGAAUGUUUCAGUUCAGAGACAGCUGACGUCCACAGCGGUACGAGUACCGGACCGUGUACACACAAGUAGACGCGACGUAGUUACUAGACUGCUAAUUAACAAGUAGUGUAGCCCGUUUACUUCUCUCACUCUCAGGCAGUACUUACAGUGACUUAUAUUAUAGGCCUAUACAGGGCCUACUGUUAAGUUUUACAAGAAGGCUUGAGUCAGUGUGUUAGUCCUUUCUUAGUAAGUAAUAGUCUUCAUACUUCAUUUCUUAGUUAGUACCGAUUAGUUAGCAUAAUUUGCCUUGGCCUUAGUCUACUAAGUCUUAGCUUAGUCAUCACUUAGUUUUACCAUUUGGGGUUUGCAGAUUACUUAAUCUAAACCCCAUUGUUAUUAGUCUAAGUAAUACUACCGGUACCUACCUACUAACUACUACUUCUAGUAAUAGUAGUGUAGGGCUAGCCUAGGCCUUUUCAAAUCCAAUCAAAGUUCAAGUCUGGAGGCAGAGUGAAGAUAAUGUUUUCUACUUUUAUAUUCAUUAGCCUGACCAGCCUAUGCCCUUCAAUACUUCAUUACUUUAUUAAAAACUUGUUAGGCUAAUUGUGCAUAGUAUAGUAUAGCUAUAGUACAAAUUUUUUGGUGGCCAAAGUUAGUUAAUGCAUGUUUUGUGUCAUCUUUUCUUAUUCUUUACUAAAUUACUUGUACCGAAACCGUUGUGACCUAAGGGCCCAAUGUUAUGAUGUGGAAACAAAUUAAAAAGAAAUCAUUGUAAAUUACAUUAAUUAUAAUUAAUGACUAUAAAAGUUAAAAAUAUUUUGACUAGCUGUCAUAACAGCCAAUCAUCAUGCAAAUCACACGUGUUACAUUUUUUAAGUGAAGGUAACUAUCACAUACAAUUUACCCUGAAGCUACUUAGUAUCUAAAAAAGAAAGGUAAAAACUUACAUGUUUUUUACUGUUGUUCAUAUUUUGCAUCUCCAAAAGUGUGAUUUUUAAGGAGAAGGGCCAUUUCAGUUUCUGUGCAGUGGCAAUAAAGACAAAGAGGGAUGCAUGUUUUUUUAAAAUUUCUUUUUCCAACACUGGAACUGUAAAUGUUGGCUAAAUUAUACAUAUUUGUAAUAUGCUUUUAUGCAGACCAAGUUCAAAGCAAGAAGGGGAGGAAAAAUAAAAGGGAAAGAAAACAAGCUGUCUAAAAUAGCACGAUUUUCAUCAAAGAUCCGCAUAUGAUGGUCUCUUGUUUUUUUUUUUAUGACAUGGUGAUGACAGAAAAAUAAAUUGAGUAAUGUUAUAAUUUUGAAAAAUAUUCAACAAAACAACACAUUUUUGGCUAAUAAACUUCCUGUGUGAAGAAAAGAACACUAGUUAAAAUUAAAUAAAAAGAUAAUAAAUUUUGCAAAAGACUCAAAAGUCAUGCAAUGUCUCUGCUUGUACACCACGAUACACCUAAUACCCAUUUUUAAAGACUCUCUUUCUACUCGCAUUGUCUCCUUAUUUGAUGUUUGUCUUAAUUUGUUUUGUUGAUACAUGUGUUUUGAAUUUUAAGAAAAAAUUAUUUUCUACCUUUUUGUUUGCCUUAACUUGACUUUGAAAGAAGUCUUUUAAAAAAAAAUUUUUUAAAUAUAUUUUUAGAGCAUAUAUGCUUUUUAUUCUUCCAACUAUAUCAUGUUAAAGUUUAGAGAGGAAAAAAUAUUGUAAAAGCUUUAGAUAUGUAAGUAAAAACUUGCAUAGCUGUAGCUGUGUAUGGUUACUAUAUAUAUUAUUAUUUGUACAAAGGAAUUCAGUUUGAGGGAAAGUUUAUUCAAAAUGAAACUUCUUUAGCAGAGAUUUAAAAAAAAAAAUUGUUAUGCAAAAGAAGGUGUGUCAAAAUAAGGAAAGCAUAACUUCCCUUCAAACAAACCUCCUUUCGUUUGAACAAAAUUACUCCUUACAAAUUUGCUUCAAACAAAUUUGCUUUGUACUAAUUCAAGAUAUGUGUUAAAGUUUAGAAAAGAAAAAAACAUAAGUGUCCUAAAGGCCUUAGUAAUCUAAGUAAAAUUUACAUAAAAGUGUAAAUUAAAAAAGUUGACAAUUUCUAUUUAGAAAAUCAUUAUUUGUGAAAUUUAAUUAAAUUUAUAUUUUUAUUACCUAUGCUUAACAUUAGUCCUGUUUUAUUUUAAAAAAAUGAACUUCCUCAUUAAAGGAUUAAAAAAUGGCACAUUUCGACUUAGAAAAUGAGGUUAACAGUGCUUUGAGAAUGGAUAUGCCAUUAACUCGCGGGCCUCUGAUGAGAUGGCAACGUCGUGAACAAGGUCAAAAUAAUUCAUCCAUCAACAUUUCUCUUAACGCCAGUGUCGCAUCAGCUAAAACUCCAAGCAAAAGUCUCAAUAAAUCACUCAACAGUGGAGCAUAUUCCAAGACACCAAACUCCAAAACACCAGGAUCUGCAGGUAUUCAAUAAUGAUAUAGGCUUAAGGAUAUUCAUUUCUUUCUUUUUAGUAUUAAAUUGUUUUCAUGAAUAGAAUUUAAAAUGAGGUUUUAUUUAAGGCUGCGACUAUUUGUACCCGGGUACAAGAGUGAGAGGUAAGGUUUAUUAAAAACUAUUUAAAAUAUUAAUGUAGGGUUUGUAAGACAAAAUGAGGUAUCAAAUGAAAGAUAAUUGAAUGGACCAUAUGUUUGUAAACUUACUUCUUCAGUUUAACUAAAAUAAGCCGCUAUUCGGACCCGGAUCCCUUUAGACUAAAUCCCAUUCGGAUGUCAUUUGUGGUAGUUUAUUUUAGUUAAACUGAAGAAGUAAGUUUACCAAAAUAUAGUCCAUUCAAUUAUCUAAAUACCUCAUUUGUCCUACAAACCCAACAAUAAUAUUUUUAAUAGUUUUUUUAAAUCCCAACCUCUCACUUCUGAUAUAUUAAUAAGACACGAACAAAUUGUGUCAAUAGAACAAUAUGAGUUAGCUUUAAUAAUAAUUGUACAUUAUACAGAAUUAAACGUUUCGGCACAUGCCUUCAUCAGUACAAACAAACACAACACAUUUAAAUAAGUAUAAAUUAAAUUUACAUAAUGUCAAUAUAUAUAUCCUACCUAAAACAGAAAAAAUAUAGGAGAGGGCGCUUAAACCUGACAAAAACAAAGUAAAGAGAUGUAGAAAGGAAGUGAUUCAAACAUAAUUGGAAAAACCAAACAGGAAAAAGACAUGGCAGCUAAGUAAAACUAUGGAUUUGGUUCAAUCCAUAUGGAGACAACGUACCAAAUCUAGUUAUUAAUUUGUUCUCCAUAUAGAUUCUAUCUGCAGUGUUACUAGUAUAGAGUAUACCAGUAACUACAAUAUCUGAGCCGAAACGUUUAAUUCUGUAUAAUGUACAAUUAUUAUUAAAGCUAACUCAUAUUGUUCUAUUGACACAAUUUGUUCGUGUCUUAUUAAUAUAUUUUAAAGCUUUAUUGCAGUCCAACACUUUUUAUAAUCACUUCUGAUACCCUGGUGCGAAUAGCCACUUUGUCUAUUUAAUAGAUUUCCGAUAAACCUCUUACAGUUCAAUAUGAAAGAAAUAGCUAUUUGUAAUGCAGACAAAGAAAAACCUUCGUCACGGGGCAAUAACAAAAUCAAGAGAAGUGACAGAAAUACAGGGUGGGCCACAGAAAAGUAUCCUCUUACAGCAAUACGGCAGAUGCUUGGACCACUAUUGAUAGAUGUUACUUUUUCUUGGUCCACUCUGUAGAUUUAAACUAAACUGAAAGGAAAUAGUGGAUGCUUUGAAAGUUUCUCGUAAAGAAUUAUAUAUUUCAAAAUUUAAUCAUUUUAUUUUUUAGGCAGGAAAAAAACGCCAUCUAAAGGCUCAAAAACACCUUCUGCUGCUGACAGAUUUAUUCCUAACAGAAGUACCACCCACAUAGAUGCAGCACAUUAUAAGGUUUUGUAGAAUGAAUGUUAAUUUUAUUAUUAUUUUUUUUUGCAUUUUAAAUUAUUUUAAUAUUAUUAAAUACCAUGUCAGUGGGCAAUCCAGAGAGUUUCUCUAUUUUGCUGCACAGAUAAAUUAAAAUUUUGAUUAUUCUAAAUUUUGAACUAUUUAAUUAUUCUUCAAAAGACAAAUUAUUAUUUUUGUUCCUACUUUCAGCUAUGUACUCAAACACAGCCUAAUGUUGAGGAUUCCUUGAUGCUAAGUCCAUCACGGCAAGAAUACAAACAGUUAAUGAAUGAAAAUCUUAAUGGAGAUGCUCUUCAGAAAAAAAUUAUUUCAUUUAAUGAAAAACCACCACAGGCUCCAGAAGGUGAGUCAGUGUUGGCCCAGAAAAACAGGUAUUUUUUUUUUUACAUUUUUCAUGAGUAAAGUAAAGUGAAAGUUCUUAUUUUUAAUACCCGGUAUCAAAUUUUUAUGUUUAAUGAAAGAUAAAUAAUCUUUUUUUUUUAUAUUAUUGACCUCUCAUUUUUGACUCAUCUUCAACAGGCUAUCUUAAUAACCUCCGUGUUUUGUACAGUACAAGUAAAGUUGGAACAGCCUCUAAAAAGACAACAAGACAUAUUUCACAGCAACCAGAUCGUAUCUUAGAUGCACCAGAAAUCUUAGACGAUUAUUGUAAGCAUACUGCUUUCUGAUCUGUUAAUAAAAAUUUAUUUGGCAAAAUUUUUCUUAUUUUUCAUACAUAUUUUGUAGAUCCACUAUAGAAGUGUAGUUAUACUAUACUUAACAAUGAAUUAUUGUAAUUUUUUAACUUUCAUUGGACAUUCUGCUUUAAAAAUAAAUAAUUCUUGGUCUUUAAAGGAAGUUAGUUACACGAACUGUUAAUGAACUGUAGUAAAUCUCAAUAUACUUUACACUUGGCUAAUAUUUACCUUUAAAAAGUGAAUAUUCAUCACAGUGAAAUGAAUCAUUUAAACAAUUUUGUAACCUUUUCAGAUCUUAGUUUGAUAGACUGGUCUGCACAGAAUGUUCUUGCCGUUGCUCUAGGAAGUUGUGUAUAUUUGUGGGAUGCCUCACACGGGAACAUUACUCUUUUGCUUCAGCAGGAAAAUGCUGGUGCUGACUAUGUAAGCUGUGUUAACUGGACGUCAGAUGGAAAUCAUCUAGCUGUUGGAUUGUCCACAGGCAUUGUGGAGGUAAAUACUUUUAAUAAUGUGGGACAAUCAGGGACUGGAACAAGCUUUCAAAAGGAACAGUUGAGAGGACAACACUAGACACAUUUGCGUCUAUUGCCUCAUGCCUCCCAAACCCCAGUGCAUGAUUCCCUCAAAAAGUAUCACUUGCAAUCAGUGAAAUGUCAUCAACACAAGGCACAAAAGCAUUGCAAAUCCUCUCUACAUGCAUAGGAGUCAAAAUGAUCAAUAAAUUGAUUGUGGGCCCUUAAUAUAUAUAUAUAUAUAAGAAGGAGAAGAAAUGAAUCAUACACGUUUUGAAUUGUAAAAUUCUACCUCAUAUAUUUGUUACACUAAAAAGAUCAAUAUGUUUUAAAGGAGGUGGUGGGAGGAUCUUUAAAAAUAAAUUAAGUCAUAUAUAAUGCAUUUGUUUGAUUUUUGUGAUUAACUAUUUUAACUACGAUCUGUGAGUAGGAUUGAUUAGGUCUUCAUAAUGAAUGUUAUAGUAUAGACAACCCUGGGAUAUAACUGCCUCUCUUCUUUGAUUUUUUUAAAGUUUAGAAAACCUUUGUAUGCUUUAAUUUUUUUAAUCGUAUGCCUUCUUAUUGUGUAAAUUUAGCUUUGGGAUCCAUCACAACAAAAAAGACUUAGAAGUAUGAGUGGACAUGCGGCAAGAGUGGGCUCCUUGUCAUGGAAUUCUCAUCUACUCAGCAGGUGCUUAUACAUUAUUACUUAAUUUUGUUAGGUCUAAUUUUUCAUUCAGGUUGAUUUUAAGUUUACAUGAAUACAAUAAUAUGAAUUAAAUCUAUAAUAUAUAUAUAUAUAUAUAUAUAUAUAUAUAUAUAUGUAUUUAACUAUAAAAUCAAUAUAUAUAGUUUCAGUGGCAUGAAAAUAUAAUUAACUAUUAGACCAUUGUAUCUUUGUUGUAAAUUUAACUUUAAAAAAAGUAAAUACAAUUUCAAAUUUAAUUCUUGAUUUUAUUUAAUUUGAUGAAUGUAGUGGGUCCCGCAGUGGUAGCAUACACCACCAUGAUGUUAGAGUAGCUCAACAUCAUGUAGGCACAUUGUUGGGUCAUUCCCAAGAGGUGUGUGGUCUCAAAUGGUCACCAAAUGGAAAACAACUGGCUAGUGGUGGCAAUGACAAUAUACUUAACAUAUGGCAGGCUGGAUCGGGAUCCCUGUUAACUGGUGCUGAGCCUAUACAUACCUUUAACCAGCAUCAGGCAGCUGUUAAGGUAACUUAAACAUUGUUCACUUGUAUAGUAAUAUUUAUAUUCACACAUUGAUUUCAUUUGUUAAUAUAUGAUUUUUUUUUAAUAUGAAGAGGAAUAAUUUUUAAAUUAAUGAAAUAAAUCUUUGUUCACUUUUCUUAUUAUAAUUUACAUGAUUCGCUUAUAAUCAUUUGCAUUAUUUUUAUUUGAAGGCUUUGGCAUGGUGUCCAUGGCAACACAAUGUACUGGCCAGUGGUGGAGGUACAGCAGAUAGACAUAUUCAAAUAUGGAAUUGUAAUAAUGGAGUUAAUCUUCAUUCAGUAGAUACCAAUUCUCAGGUAAACAACUACUUGAAAAAAUCUUUAAAAACAGUUUUCAAAAUAUAAAAAUCUUUCUUCCAUCUCUGGGCUUCUUUGAAACAUGGGCAUGUGGAGUUAUUGUUAUAUUUGUUAUAUUUUUCAAACUGAUUUGUUUGUCUGAAAUAAUUUUUUUUUCAUUGCCAUUGAUAUGUAAAAUUAAAGUUACAAAUAAUACUUAUAUUUAUAUAUUUAUUUAUAAGAGCCAUAAAUAUAUAUAAUUUAUUGCUUUAGAAUUGUUCUUUAACAAUAAAUGCAGAGUUUGGAAGAGUCACUAUUAUACAGAAUAGAAACCAAUGGUUUUCAUUUUAAGGUAUGUGCAUUGCUGUGGUCUCCUGAGUACAAAGAGAUUAUUUCUGGACAUGGCUACACUCAAAAUCAAUUAACAAUUUGGAAAUAUCCGGGGUUGACAAAAGUUGCAGAGCUAACAGGUUCCAUUUUCAUUUUCUCAAUUAAAAGUUUUUUAAAAUCGUAUUUAAAUCUUUAAUUAAAGUUUUUAUUUUUUGUAGCAGUAAAGUUGAAAGACUUGUAAAAUAUGGAAUGAUUGUAAGAACAAAAUUACAAAUGUAAUAAAGUUAAAGAAACAACUGUAAUCAAUCCGUCAGAGGGAUAUUACUGGUUAAACUAAUUUAUUAGUAAAGUUUUAGCUUUCCUUUAAAUAAAGUAGUUGAAACAAUACACCUUAUGGACAGAAAUGUAUACUAAUUAAACCACAUAUUUCUAAUUUUAUUUCUAGUUAAUUUUUCCCAUUCCCUCACAAUCAUCCCAGUAUCAAUUAUAAUUUAUAUUACACGCCAUAAGUCGGUGUAAUGGAUUUUAUGCAUUUCUAAAUCACCGGGUUAGGAUUAUCAAAACUUCAGAUUAACUUGUUACAUUUAUACUUGGAACUAAAUUUUAUCAGGUCACACAGCAAGGGUGUUGCAUAUGUGCCUGUCUCCUGAUGGUACCACGGUGGUCUCUGCCGCUGCUGAUGAGACUCUGAGAUUGUGGAAAUGUUUUGAUGUGGAUGCCGCCACCAAGAAAAACAAAUCUAAAUCUGUAACUAAAGAUAACCCAUCCAGUUUACUAAUGCAUUUGAGAUAAAAUAUUAAUCUCGUUUAUUGAUGUUAAGCAACUUAUCAAUUAAUGUUUUUAAAAAAAAUAAUAAACUCAUAAUAUUGUAUAAGUAUAAGGAGUUUAUUGACAACUAAGUUACAGAAAAACUUCAAUGUUUAGGGAAAAGUUAAUUUUUCAUAAGUUUUAAGCGCAUAUUUAUAAAGCAACUGUAACUUAACUAGAGAUACACUUUAUAAAUAUUUAUAUUUCUUUUCACAGUUUUGAUGCUUCAAUUUACUUCAUCAUUUAUAUACAUACAUCUUUUCUGAGAACAUUUAUUCUUUUUUUUAUUGAUUUAGCAAGCCCAUAAAAAAGAGAUUUACAACAAAAAAAAUUAAAUUAAAUUUUUUUUUUUUUUUUUACUAUUGAAUAGUAGUUUUAUUUUAUUUAACAGAUUUGAUACAUGGCUUCAGAUUGCUGUUGAGCUUGAUAUAUGAAACGGUUUUACUAUGAAUAAUAAUAUUUAACAGUUGCUUUAACUUUUCGUGAUUGAUGCAAUCUUUCCAAUAUUUUAUAUUAAGAAUUUUUUUUUCUUUAUGAUGUUGUCCAUUAUUUAACUUAAAUUUUGUGAUGUUGAAGACCUUAUUCACGAUUAAAUGAAAAAAGAUUAGAUGGCAUAAUUACGUAUGAAAAAUUGGGGAGAAGUUCAGUGUUUCAGAAGGGAAAAGAAAGAUAUCUUUUUAGUUUUUAGGUACCGCUUUGUUCAGUUCAAUAGUGUCAUUCUGACUUCUCAGAUAAGGUUAAAUAAUCCUUCAUAAUAAGCAAAAUGGUUAAAAAAUGUUCUGGUUAGGGUGUGAAAAGUAUAUCUUAUACAUAAUGUGAAAAAGUAAAAUUCAUCAAAAUGAGUCAUUAAAGGGUGGAGGGUUAUUUUCUAAAUCCUUUAUAUAACUUCGCUUUUGUGUGGUUAGGGAAAAAUCUUCGGGCCGCUAAUUGACACCCACUUCCCGCCAAGCUAUCCAGCUGACUCUUUGCCGAAGACAACAAAUUUUAUCAAAUUUUAAGCCCCCUCCCCCACCCAAAAAAAAAAUCAGUUUUCCUUUUUCUCAAGGGGAAGAUGAAGGAAAUAUCUCACUGAUUUCAUGAAAUAAUAUUUCAGAUAACUGCACUAAAUGAGAUUCUUUUUUUUAAAUAUCGCAAGCACGUUUGGUGUAUAAUAUUCGCUUGUUUUUCUUAAAUAGUUUUUGAAAUAAAUCGGUGCCAAAGCAGGUGGGGCAUUAAAAUACUAAAGUAGAAUAAAAUAAUAUUAAUAACGAAGAACUUUUUUUUUAGGGGGGUGGGUUCAUUUCUUUUCUUACUAAGCAUUUACAUUAAAAUGCAUAUUUAAUUUUGUAAGAUGGAUUUAAUGGAAUGUUACAAUUAGUCUGAUCUUAUUUGUCUCUAGAAUCUUUUGUCUAAAUGUUUUUGAUGUUUCAUGCUCAGUUCAUAUGAUCAAAUUUGCAUAAAAUUUCUUUUUUAAUUUUAAUAACUAUUUUGUGUUACAUUUGAUCAUGUGAACUUAGCAUUUAUGAACAUAUCAUUAUCAAAUAAGAUUAAGAUUGCAUUUCAAAGAUGUUAUUAUCUUAAUAUUCUUCUUAAAGAGAAUUCAGAGAUAAGCUGCUUAAAGCAAUUAAAUUUUGCAUGUUAAUUCUUCCUUGUGGCCCCAAACAGUUUACUCCAUUUUUUCUUUCUUCUCAUAAAGCUAUCUGUUGAACUUGGUCCAUCUUUCUGUUAAAAUGAUUUACAUGUAUAAUGUUUUCUUUAAUUUGCUUGAGAAAGCUCAUUAGGGCUACAAGAGUGAUAUUUACGAAAGUUGUUUUAUAUAUUUGUAUACAUCACAUUGUGUUGCUUUUAUUUUAUGCCUAGAAAAAAUUUAAAACUUUGCAAUGUGAGAACAUAUUUUUUAUUUGAUUCUGUUUAAUAAAUAUUUUUUUGUGGUAUAGCAUAUCAUUGGCUUUUUC